Messenger RNA from Stegostoma tigrinum, 4417 nucleotides. RefSeq names its product USP6 N-terminal like (gene usp6nl). The coding region runs from base 319 to 2952 and encodes 877 amino acids. The record is from RefSeq and is a predicted model, not a curated record. The transcript is spliced from 16 exons. NCBI's taxonomy places the organism in Eukaryota, Metazoa, Chordata, Chondrichthyes, Orectolobiformes, Stegostomatidae.
GUGAUUCCCAGCCAGUGUGCAGAGCCAUUGCCGCAGCGGGAUCCGUUGGCAGCCGCGAGCUGUUUCCAUAGUUUCCCCUGUUUGAAAAGUGGGCUCGGUCAGCGAAACGUUCCAUUCCCGGCGAAGAAGAGAUUUAAACUCACACCUCGGAGCCAGAGAGCGAGCGAGAAAAAGAAACAUGGAAGUUACUACUUAACACAAUGCAACGUCGAACUGUCCCUUCAAACGGGGGAAAAAUAAGGGCAUGAGCUCCUCUCUCUGGAUAGAUAAUUGCAAAUCAGCGCUAUAUCUCUAUCCGAUGCAGAAGACCACACCAUUAUGAGAAAAGAAACUCUGAGGAGUCAGUUUAAAAAGAAUCAAGAUCCGGAUGCUGAGCAGGAUGUGGCAGUGAAACUUGCCCAGGAGCGAGCUGAAAUAGUAUCAAAGUAUGACAAGGGAAGAGAGGGAGCGAAGAUUGACCCGUGGGAAGAUGCAGACUUCCAUAUUUAUAAAAUCACUGAUCGUUUUGGUUUUCUACAUGAGAAAGAGUUGCCAAUGCCUGAUGCUGUAGAAGAAAGACUGAAACAAGUAGAGAUUGAAAGAACAGGAAAAUGGCUAAAAAUGCUGAAAAGCUGGGACAAAUACAAGAGCAGUGAAAAGGUGGUACGGAGAAUUUACAAGGGAAUUCCCCUGCAACUAAGAGGAGAGGUCUGGUCUCUACUUCUAGAAAUACCAAAAAUCAAGUUGGAGAAGAAAGACCUGUAUGAUAAACUGAAAAGCAGAGCUCGGACAGUAUCUCCAGACAUCAGGCAGAUUGAUCUGGAUGUGAAUCGUACUUACAGAGACCAUAUCAUGUUCAGGGAAAGAUACGGAGUGAAGCAGCAAGCUUUGUUCCAUGUUUUAGCUGCUUAUUCCAUGUAUAACACGGAAGUGGGUUACUGCCAGGGAAUGAGUCAGAUCACUGCACUGCUUCUUAUGUAUUUGAAUGAAGAAGAUGCCUUCUGGGCACUUGUGAGACUGUUGUCUGACUCAAAACAUAGUAUGCACGGUUUCUUUGUUCCAGGUUUUCCAAAACUGUUACGGUUUCAAGAACACCAUGAUCGUAUUUUGAAGAAGAUCAUGCCAAAGCUUAAACAGCAUUUAGAUUCCCAGGAUGUGUUUACAUCUUUGUAUACUAUGAAGUGGUUCUUCCAGUGUUUUCUGGACCGCACUCCCUUCACCCUCACAUUGAGACUCUGGGACAUCUACAUGCUAGAAGGAGAUCGAAUUCUCACAGCCAUGUCAUAUACUGUUCUUAAACUUCACAAAAAACAUUUGAUGAAGUUAUCAAUGGAGGACUUGAUCGAAUUUCUGCAAGAGUCUUUGGCCAAGGAUUUUUUCUUUGAUGAUGACUUUGUUAUAGAUCAGCUGCAAAACUCCAUGUCUGAGUUGAAACGUAAUAAACUGGACUUGCCACCAGCGGGUAAACCCGAAGAAUUUCCACAGAAAUCACUCGGCCAGGUACCAGUGGAACAUCAAGAACCAGUUGUUCUCAAUCACAUGAUCAAUGGACAAAACAACACGGCUAAAGUAGGGCCUCCAGCAUCAAGGAGAAAAGACAGAAAGGCGUCUCAAGAGAAAUUGCAGGAAAAACAACCUGACAACAGGCAUGGAAAGAGCUCUUUGGAAAAGACAAAUGUUAAAUCACAAAAGAUUGACCUUUUGGAAAAUCAGGGAGGCAAAGUGAAAGUUCUGCCGGAUCUUGAUGUGAGAAAACAGCAUGGAUUCCCACCACAGCAUGCAUUGACACAAGGCAACCCUAAACAACUUAACAAUGCUAUUGCUAACCAGAACACAAAUGCUAACCCAACUGUCAAGAAGGAUUUUACACCCAAGUGGAACAAACCUUCAGGCUUAAAAAUCUCAGAAGCGACUUCAGAACAUUCUGCAAAUGGCAAUGGCAGGACUGGAAGCUAUAAUACCCCAAAUUCUCCGUCCGUUGCAGAUGAGUCACUGAUGGCAAGAAGGAAAGCCAUUAUUAUAGAGGUUGAUGAAACAAAGAGAGACUCAAAUGCUUCAGAAUAUGACAAUGUUCCCGGAGUAGAUCAUGAAUAUGAAAGCCAUGCAGAGGAGAUCAUGGGAAAAGGAGAGCCUGAGGUAGUGCAAAAUCAGUCUUUCUCCCGAGAAGCCAUGUUAAAAAAUACUAAUCCUUCAAGGCUAUUAUCAGUGCCGUUAUCAAACAAUACAAGCAAUAUCAGUGCUAAUUCUCAAGCAAGACUUCCAAGGACUCAUUCAGGAUCAGUAAGUUCCAAACAAAGAUCUUUAGUAAAGCGGCAACCUUCUAUGCCACCAUCCUACUCUAGCCCUCCUGGGUAUCAUGGUGGCCUCGCUCAGUACUCGCCCACCAGAGCUAAAGAUGUAGCUGCAUUGCCAUCGUAUAGUUACAAUAUGGCUGGUUCUCAAACACAGUAUGACAAUAGACAAUAUGUUACGAAGCCUGCACAUUUGCCAGACUACCAAGAGGGUAGAAUGAACUCCUUUACUAUUAGCCGCCAGUUUUCUAAUUCUUCUCAGACAUUCAGAACUCCAGCACAGCCUUUAGACCACAGAGAACAAUAUGAUUCAGUGACCACAACCAACUAUGUCAGGCAUCCAAUUCCAUGUGAAAGUACACAACAGCAUUUGCCAGAAUACCAACAGCAUUACAAAAGAAGGCAAGAGCAAUACGAACAACAGUGGAACGCAGAAACUGAAAUUAGGCACAGAAGAAAUAUGCAAAGAUCACCCAGUUUUCGAAAUGCACAGCAGAGUCCUUUCCCAGAGUUUAGCUACCAGGGUGUGCCUGUAGCUGGUAGCAAUAUGUAUCAUAGGACUUCACCAAACCCUGAUCUACAUGCACAAACAAAAUAUCCAAAUACAGCUCAUUUUGGUCCUGAACAUUAUGGAAAGCAUCAGACGGAUAGAAAAGCCAUUCCAGAAUCAGUAUUGCUUUAAGAUAUUGGCUGCCCCUUUUUAAAAGUAAUAUGAACAGUGUUAAAGUAGAUCAUCUCUAACAUUUAAAUAUAUCUUUAGGAAGUGAUACAGUAGACAAGUUUCUAGCAGAGUCUAAAACAUUGGGUGAGGUUUCUAAUUUUAAAUGUUUCCUAACUAAGUACACUGGUAUUUCCCCAGUAUGUCUAGCUACUAGAAUUUACAAAGUUUGAUAAAAACAACCAACCCAAAAUUGAGCACCAGUUCUUUUUCAUUAAAAUUGAUUGAAGAAAUACUGGCUGUUUUCUAUUGCCAGGAACCACUGAGAUUUGAGCUCAUGCCUACAGUAGAUUGAAGUCUGCAUCUUAAGUGAUGUUCUGCAAGGUUCCACAUAUGUAAGAUUUUUGAGGGAUUGACUUGUAUUGUGUUGCUACCUUUUCACUGCCCAGGUCAACCCUGAAAUUAUUAAUCAUUUAUUCAUGACAUGCAUUUGUUUUUUAAGAUAGAUUUAUUCAACAAUAUUUGUGUAGCUCUUUGAUCUAAAAUCCUAGAAUAUACUGAAAAUUUUCCCAUGUGACUUUUGUGAAUUCCUAUUCAAUAAUUUUGAAAAAUUACAUUUAUUACAUUUGUUGCUGACAGUUGCACCUGUCUGGGCAGGCUUCACUUAAGCCUGCCAGACAGGUGCAACCGUCAGCAACAAAUGUAAUAAUGUGCUUUCUAGCUAUACUUGCACAGAAAUGUCGAAAAGUGCAUAGAGAUCAGUGCCAUGGCACUUCAGCUAAGUAAAAUAAAACACGCUAAAUACAACAUUAACCCACAGAAUGUUUUAUAUUGUUAGUGCAUGUUGAAUUUCACAUUACGUGUAAUUGUGAGCAGGUGCUUCAUGAUAGAUAACUUGUGCAAAAUAAAUUUACUUGUAAAAUAAUAAAUUAAUUUAUCCUUUGAAUUUAAAUUGCAUCAACAUGCACCUAAUAUAUUGUCAUGAAUUAUUUCCCUCCAGUGUUUCGAAAAUAUUAAAUAGCAGAAAUUGUCCUUCUGGUUCAAACCAAAUGAUUAUGAUUAACAGUUGGUAGUUUCGAGUUGGGUGGCACUGGGUUUUUGGACCAGUUUAUCUAGGAUUCAUGCCUGCAGGUUUAACUUUCUGCUUGUGCCCAACUUAUUUCUGGGUAGCUAGUUGUAUCCAAUUAAUGACAUAUUGACUUCUUUUAAAAUGGUUUUAAAUUGAAAGGAGCAAAGAACUUAUUCUGCAGAUUAUUCCUGUUUUGGGGUAUAAAAUAUUUCAGCAGAGUAGGGAGACACUGAAAAAAUAUUUAAAUUAACUGAAUACUAAUCCAAACACAUGAAUAUCAACGGACUGACUAUAUAUGUAAAACAGCACUACUGUGUGUAUAUAUGUUUGAGUAUGUGUGUAUAUAUACACAAAUGUGGAAAUGAAAUUAUCAGUACACUUUAGACGUUCUGAACUGAAUAAACAAAUUGAUAUUGUUCA